Hylaeus volcanicus is the source of this 891-nucleotide messenger RNA. RefSeq names its product chymotrypsin-1-like. The record is from RefSeq and is a predicted model, not a curated record. Gene Ontology annotation, molecular function: serine-type endopeptidase activity. Bases 1 to 891 code for a protein of 296 amino acids. NCBI's taxonomy places the organism in Eukaryota, Metazoa, Arthropoda, Insecta, Hymenoptera, Colletidae. Gene Ontology annotation, biological process: proteolysis. The transcript is spliced from 6 exons.
AUGACCUCCAGUUCCAGAACCAGCAACUGUGACGGUCCAGCCUUAAUACACCACCGUUGUGAGUGGGAGGAAGCCAGGAGAAAGGGAAGGUGGCGGCGGCUGCUCGGAGAAGAGGCGACGAGAAGAGGGUCGUCGGUGCACGGUCGAGAGGGAUUCCCAGGGACCCAGAUCGUUGGAGGCAGUGAUGCCCCUAUUGGAAAAUUCCCCUAUCAAGUCUCUCUUCAAUACAACGGCCACCACUUCUGUGGUGGAUCCAUCAUCAGCAAACGCCACAUCCUUACUGCUGCCCAUUGCAUGAAAGCAGUACCAGAUAUCCGAAAAAUUACUGUUCACGUUGGAAUAAACCUUCUGAGCCAAUCCGGUGCUGUUUACAAUGUCGAAAGUGCCACACUCCAUCCCAACUUCAGCCUGCAUUCGGAUGAUAACGAUGUUGCUGUGAUCCGCGUCAACAAGAAUAUUGCCUUCAAUGCUAAAGUUAAAGCUAUCCCACUCGCCACCGGAAAUGUCCCUGAUGGAUCAUCCUGCGUUCUAUCUGGAUGGGGAACCAAGGCCGGUGGAUCUAUCCCCAACAAAUUGCAGUACGCUAACUUCCAUAUCGAACCUCUGUCUAAAUGCCAACAAGCAUGGAGAGGUAUUGCCGAUGUUCAAAGCACUCAUGUCUGCACGAUCGCCAAAGUCGGACAGGGUGUGUGCAACGGUGACAAUGGUGGCCCCCUCGUUGCCAAUGGCCAACAAAUCGGUAUUGUAUGCUUCGCACACCCAUGCGGCGUUGGAAGCCCUGAUGUGUACACCAGAGUAUCAUCCUUCUCGUCCUGGAUCAAAGAACAACAAUCUCUCAUUCAGAAUGAAGAGGAAUCUGACGUGGACGUGGUCGAAGAACCAUCACAGUAA